This is a messenger RNA of Cercospora beticola, 2028 nucleotides long. RefSeq names its product phosphatidate phosphatase App1 family protein. Gene Ontology annotation, molecular function: phosphatidate phosphatase activity. Lineage: Eukaryota; Fungi; Ascomycota; Dothideomycetes; Mycosphaerellales; Mycosphaerellaceae. The record is from RefSeq and is a predicted model, not a curated record. Gene Ontology annotation, cellular component: actin cortical patch.
UCUGUUCCCAGUUUCACAUCAUCGGCAGCGCGCCAGCUCAUCACGCACGCGAGCCGCUGCUGCGCCAGUGCAGAUUGCCGAAGCGCGCUUUCCUUUCUUCACUUCUUGUCUACACUCCCUCCUGUCAUUUGCCUGACCUGCAGCACCUCCGGCCUCGAGCACCCAAGACAGAAAGUCACAUCUCGUUGCCAUGUGGAGGCUUCUUGUACUGGCAGCUCUGCCAGCGCUCAUCGACGCGUCGCCAGCACCAACCCCGAGAAAUGAUGUUGUGGCCCGCGCCCCGGCGCCUACGCCAGGAACUCCAGUGCAUUGGGAUCCAACAAAAACAUACAAGGACCGCAGGGAUAUCAUCGACAGUGUCAAGUCAGACGUCGAUGGAGUGCUGAGCAGAUUGGGAUCGGAUAUCCCCUCAUAUGUGGCUAGCGGGAUACCAAACUUCUUCCAAGACUUUCCGACAGGAGACUCUGUGGUCAGCUCACUGGGGUUGGAUGACUCUCAGCUAGCAGCUCUGCCGACGCAGGCAUUGAAUAUCCCGCCAUAUGCCAACUAUACCGAUCAGGGGUGGAAUGUUCGUUUCCACGGGAAUAUCUACAAACAGCCCAACACUUCGCAAGAGAAGCUCAAUGACUUGGCCAACAUCUUCCUCAUUGACACCAGCGUAGAGGAGCUCCCACAAAACCAGGCAGACCAGGCACGCAAUGUGACCGCAGCCAUCUUCGUGGUCCAGCAAGGAGAUGUGGAAGUCUCACCCAUCACCAUCGAACCCUUCGAUGGCGACCAUGGCGGUGUUGGAGUACCACAAAACAUCACUCUCCCAUACAACACCACAGCACAAGGCGACUUCGACGUGUUCCUCCCCAUCAACAGCGAAGGCCUCCAGCGCGGAAACGAAACCGAGUCAAUUCAGAAGCUCAAUACCUGGGUGAGCAAUACCACCAAUGGCAACGCAACAGCCUACCUCGUCCCCAACCAAGGCAUCACCAUCAUCUCCGACAUUGAUGACAUCCUCCGCGUAACAAAAAUCUACGACCCCAAAGAAGGCCUUCUCAACUCCUUCGCCCGUCCCUUCGUCGCCUGGGAAAACAUGCCAGAAAUCUACGCCAACUGGUCGCAAGCCCUUCCCAACGCCCACUUCCACUACCUCACCACGCUCCCCGAACAAGUCACCCGCAACUACGAAGAAUUCAUCUACGCCACCUACCCCGCCGGCUCCUUCGACACCCGUCCCCUCAAUUUCAGCGACGUUUCCGCAACCCUCCAAAUCCGAAAAUUCCUCCUCGAACGCAUUUUUGAAACCUUCCCGCAGAGGAAGUUUGUUCUUGUGGCUGAUACUUCGAAUUCGGAUGUCAUGAAAGCCUACCCCGAAAUGGCGAAAGAGCAUCCGGAGCAAUUGCAAUGCAUUUUCCUCAGGAAUACUUCCGCGACAGACGAUUCUGAUCACUUUCCAUAUAAUACCGAUGGCUUCAAAGACAUUGAUCAGAACAAGUAUAUGUUCUUCGUUAAUGCGGAUGAUUUGAAGGGGAUCGAUCUGGCUAGCGGAGACUGUUAUAACAACUCAAUUCCUCAAAAUUUGACCUUCGGAUAUCAAGGCUUGCCGUUUGGUGUUGGGGAUGAUGCUCCGGUGAAUGGAAGUGCGGAUGGGUCUGUAGAGGGUGCAGGAACAGUGUUCGCUUCGAUACCCGAUAUGACACUGCUCUUCUGGGCAGUGAUGGGAAUGGUAUUCUGGCAGGGUUUGUAAUGUAUAACUGACUUAUCGUGCCUGCUAGAAGCAUGCAUGAGAGAAGAGAAAAUAUCUCGUUCAGAGAUGAAUGAUAAUGAACAGACACAGCGUGUGCGCGAGGUGAAAGGUCUUCACACCAUUAGCGACUGAUCUUUCCAAUGAACGGUAGAGACCCUAGAGAUUGUAUCGGUAUGAGAACAGUGCACAGUUACAGCGUCCAAAGUAGAAGAAGAAAGAUGAUGAUAGCGAGUGCAAACAAUAAUCGGAAUUUCAAGAGAGACAAGUCCUCUACUGUUCUCCAUUUUCGU